Messenger RNA from Formica exsecta, 4134 nucleotides. RefSeq lists its product as uncharacterized. The transcript is spliced from 5 exons. NCBI's taxonomy places the organism in Eukaryota, Metazoa, Arthropoda, Insecta, Hymenoptera, Formicidae. Bases 1396 to 2940 code for a protein of 514 amino acids. The record is from RefSeq and is a predicted model, not a curated record.
CGCUUAAGCGACAUAAAAUCCGAGAGAGUAUUGUACUCAAAAACCAUUAUUUAUGAUCGUUACAAAAGUUGCUAGAGAAAAUUAUAUAUAUUUCAAAUAAAACGUAAUAAAUUUUUAUAAUAAUUUCUUAUACCUUAUACUAUAAUAUUUUUUUAUAAUUUUAAUAAAGUACAACUAUUGCUUGUAUUAUGGUGCUGAACGUCGAAAAUCUAAAUAUCAGUGAGUUCAAGUUGUGUAAUGACAUAUAUAUAAUGGUGUAUGUGCGAUAUAAAUGCUUGCCGGAUAGACGCAAAUACAUAGAACAUGUGCACCGAGAGCUACUGUUGCUUCCGAAUAUACGAAGAGAAUAGAGGAAGAGCUCUUGGUACAAGUGCACUGAAUGAGAGUGCGUAAAUGAUUGCAUCAAUUACCAACUGGCGUAUAGGCAAAUUCUCUAUAGAAGCCUAAAUAGCCACAAAGAAGAAGAAGAAGAAGAAGAAAGAAGAAGUUGCCACCAAUUCUGGCGUUAUCUCUGACGCAUGCGCAGCAGAUCUAGAUAUUCAUGAGACUACUCAAGCAGAACAAAAAAUCACAAUAAUAUCAAAAUGACAUCAUAAUGACUAUCAAAAGUCAUUAUGAUGUCACUUCGAUAUCAUUUUGAUGUCAUUUUGAUGUCAUCUUGAUGUCAUUUGAUAUUAUUGUGAUUUUCUGUUCUGCUUGGGUAGGAAUCCCAGUCUGAUAUUUCGGCAAUUUGUAAGUAUCGAAUAAAAUAUAUGAAACGUAAAAUUAAAUAACAAAGAGUGUGUGCGGCUCGAUAUAAAAAUAUAACGAAAUAAAAUAUAAUAAAAAUAAAAUAUAAUUUUAAAUAUUUUAAUCGGCAAUCGUGCUGCGCACAAACAUCGAGACAAAAUACGCUACAUUCGAAUACCUCGUGGAAUACACGCGCGCUGAAGUUUGCGCGGGAAGGCACUUCUAGAACACAUCUCUUCUAGAACACAUCUCUGGAGGCGAUGUGCGCCGAAUCGAGGCUAGACGAUGAGCAUCGCGCGAUUAGCGAACGGUAAUUUUAACGUUUUCUUCCUGCUGCCUUUGUGUCGAGUCGAUUUUCAACUGCAUCUCGGCCUGAAUACGUAAUCCAUAUUAUAUUAAAUUGCACCCUUUCAGGGAAUAUAAUAUCACGUAUCAUUGCGAGAGCUGCCAGCCUCCGGGCGAGGGAAGAGGAUGGAAUUAUGACUUCUUAUCAUAGCGCGCGCGACAGGUCGCUCUACGCAGAUUGCUUAUCUGGUGUAUGGUACUUGCUACACGCGCGUGCGAGAAGAGGAACCGGAAUGAGAUUAUCGUCCAACAAGAAAAACAAAUGUCUUUAUCCCUGAUCCACGCACUUUGCAAGAAAGAAACGCUUUUAUCUUCGGAAUCAUGAUCAGAUUUGCGAUUAUCAUCCUUGCGAUUAAUCUGGUGAGUGGCCAGCUCAACUACGAGGGAAACCCGUUCACGGAAUACACCGAGUACGUUGCCGAAGAGAGCAAUCUUUCUGAAAAGUCUGCCAGGAAGAAUGACGUCUCAUUUGAUCUCUCGAACUCCGGAAUACCAUCGCCUUCCCAGAAACUGUAUCCGAUUGUGGAGUCUGAAAUCGACAAGCAUCUGCAGCAAGUGACGGAACCCGACAAUCUUCUCACAGAUAAAUCGCAGAAACAAACUUCAUUUUCGAUCCAGGCCUUCCGAUCGAACGGCACGGAUACGCAUUCCGCUCGACAGUUACAGAUUUCUUCCGAUCAGAAUUCAGCAGAGAUCGCGCUGAACACGUUCCUGAACUCCAAAACACCGGAAGAGUCCCGCUUGUCUCUCGAUCACUAUCUUCGCAGCCAACACUCCCCGAACGCUCAAUCUCGAUCCUCGAACGCAAUCAUCAGUCAGAAUAGAAAAGCGAUCGAACCAACGAUCGAUGUUCAACGGUCAUUGAACUCCCAAGUCGAACAACAACAGUCAUCGAUGAUUCCUCAGGUGAACCAGCAGCUGACGUCGCAAGUGAACCAGGGUCAACUGGCGCCGCAGGGACAAUUGGCGUCGCAGGGCCAGCUGAUGCCGCAGGACCAGCUAGUGCCGCAAAACCAGCUGGUGUCGCAAAACCAGUUGGUGCCACAAAACCAGCUUAUGUCGCAGGGCCAGCUGUUACCGCCUACAGGACAGGUUUACGACUACGUGGGGCAACCGCCUCCGAUUCAGCCCGUAAUCAGGGCACCUGCGGGAGUCACUUUGGGACAGGGGAUGAUGCAGUCUGUACCGUUUAUGCCCGGCUUUCACACCAGGAACGACAUGAUAACGCCAGCGAUGUGGCGAGAGAGGAUGAGGAGAAUUCGCGGGCAGCCGUUCCCCUUUGCGCAACCUAGGCUGGCACCAGGAUUGUAUAAAGGAGCGAUCGCAGUUCCCUUCAAGCCCAAGGCCCCGAUCGAGGUGAUUUAUACGAAGCCACCAGGUUUCCAUCGAGGACCGCCCCUCAUCAGUAAUCCACCGAUUCCUUACGAGGAUGCGAGCGCCUGGUAUCCCGACGCCGAUCAUCCGCCAUCUCACAAGGACAUCUAUUAUUCGCAGCUGUAUUCGCAAUCCUACGAUCCUCAUUAUUACAAUUACAUUGCCGCGACCGGGAAGAUACGGCCGUAUCUCUACGGGAAGUUAGGUAAGCGUGAAGAGGAGAAGGAUGAUGGCAUCUGGUCGGAAUUAUAUCGUGGCUUUACGAAGCACGGCCUGAAGAACAUCAUGACGCCGACCUUCUUGUUGAGCAUGACGCUACCAGUCGUGACUCUGAUGCUCUCCGCCCUCGUGCAAAAGCGAUCUCUCGCGCGAUCGGACGGGGCGAGGGAGCUGGACCAGGACGCUCUACAAGAAUAUCUCGAGAGGUUGCAGAGGGCGAUGGAGUGUUACGCCGGCAGGACCUCACAAGACGCGAAACUAGAUGGGUGCUAGAAUUAAAAAUCCAUUCUAAUGCUGGAUGAGCCGUUGGACGGAAUAAUGGCGUGACUUAAACGGGAUAAAGUAAUCCGAUCUUAAUGUCAAUGUAAUACGAUAAGAGUUGCAUUAAUUAUUCAGGCAACUAAAUGCGAGUAAUAAUCUGAAAAAUUAUUUUAAUAUUCAAACAGAAUAUGUCAUAUAGUGAAUGUAAUAUUCUCUGGUUACUCUUUUAUUACGAAUAAGACUAUUUAUUAUUGACGUUGAUGUGACUAGGACCGGGCGAUUUUUCCGCGCAACACUUACUGUGCUUCUAUUUCAUUCGACGGCUCAAAUGAUGUGGCCGUUUGAUUCUAAGAUUUAUUUAUGAAAAUCACGUCUGUUAAAAUGAAAAUCGAAUAGCCACAUUUUGCAAUAAAUAUAUGGUGAGAAUAUGGAUUAUUGGUGCUUAAAUUGCAAUAAAGAACAUUAAUAUUGCGCGUGCUUAGUAGAGGUAAAUGUGUAAAAUGCUUUUAAGCGGCCAUGCUGACUAACAGGUGUGAUAGUUGCAACCUAUCAUUUUCUGAUAUGUCACAGAUAUGUCCUAGAUAUUUUGUUAAGAAACAAUUCAUGAGAGGUUGCCGUUCAAUUCUUAAUAUCAUGAAUUUUUAGAAGUUGCGUAGAAACAUAAUUUAUCAAAGACAUCUUGAAACGGCAAGAAUUUGUAAAUGACAUCGCGAGAGAUAAGGAAUUAAUAAGUAAAUUAUGGCGUAUAAAUCACAUAACACGUAAAAUGUAAAAAUGCAUUUAAAAAUCAAUAAUUUUAUAAGCGAAGAGAAAGGUAUCCGUAUAAACAUAUUUAAUUUCUAUCCAAUGGAACGAUCUCGUUUCCCAUAAUUCGCGCGAAAAAUAGAUUGUUGUUUUUCGCACGAAUUAUACUCCAACUCUCGCGAUACGACAAAGGCCUAAUGAUACAUACACGAAUCCACAAUGUAUUAUUAGUAUUACGCAAGACCGGCGUCUCUGGUCUCUCUUCUGUCUGUCGCAAGUCAUUACUAAUGAAAGAAAAAAAAACUACUAAAAUAAUUCUUCAAUCCUUCAUGUGCAGCUUAAAUUUAGGAGAAUUAAAUAACGUAAGGCAAAUCUCUCAGAGAUUUGCAUUAAAUAUAUCGUGUAUAUACAUAUAACGUGUACUUAAUAUAUAAAAAUACAUAACAUAUAUUGACGUUUAAC